Thalassophryne amazonica is the source of this 3279-nucleotide messenger RNA. Its product is annotated as phosphoinositide 3-kinase regulatory subunit 5-like. Bases 146 to 2731 code for a protein of 861 amino acids. Gene Ontology annotation, cellular component: phosphatidylinositol 3-kinase complex, class IB. Gene Ontology annotation, biological process: G protein-coupled receptor signaling pathway; positive regulation of MAP kinase activity. Gene Ontology annotation, molecular function: 1-phosphatidylinositol-3-kinase regulator activity. The transcript has 18 exons. The record is from RefSeq and is a predicted model, not a curated record. Lineage: Eukaryota; Metazoa; Chordata; Actinopteri; Batrachoidiformes; Batrachoididae.
AAAUGCUCUCUUGACUCGGCACUUAGAGGGAGUAUUUUUGAAAAGCGCACACAGGAGAGGAUGUGGGUUCGAUGUUGUUUUUUCACCGAUGUGCCUUAGCAGCGGUUGAUCUUGGAUGAUCUAGGACACUGAGAAUUUACAGGAGAUGAUACAGAAGAUGGAACAGAGCUCGUACACAGAAGAUCGUGUCCAGCAUGCACUCGAGCGUUGUCUCUGUGACCUGGGUGUUGACAAUCCCGACAAACAUCUCUGGAAUGCUGGGCUUUGCAUAAAUCGCUGGUGUUUGGAGGAACUGGUGAAGCGAGAUCCCCACAACUUCCUCAUCCUUCUGCAGAAAAUUUUGAGGAAAACAAAGGAGGUGUUAGUGCAAAGUCAGUAUGAGUUGGUGGUUCCCCUCACCGCCCUUUUCUCUUCAACCCUGCUCAAAACUCCUUAUCUUCCUCCAGACUGUGGAGUGCUGCACGAGGCCUGCCUGUUGUUCCACAGCUUCCUGACCUGGCCUGAGCCGUGCUGUUCCGCUGCUAAACGCCUGCUGAAGAUCAUCCAACAGGAGCUCAGAGCACCAGGUAUUUCAUUUCAAAGACUGGUGAGGACAGAACAGGGGUUAACUCCUGAGAUACACUCUUCAAAAAUGAUCACUGUGCUGUUACUGAGCCCAGAUGAAGAUGUUCCUCCAGAGGUCUACUCCAUCUCCCAGCAGCCCCGGUGUUCUCGCAGAGACGUCACUAUCAGUCUGAUUCUGCACUGCUUUCAGGCGGCCCUGGGCUCCAAGGUCGACCUACGUGCAAUCCGCACGGCCCUGCAGGCAAAGCAGCCUGAAGAGCUGCAGCAGCUUCUGGCAGCAGUGACCAGCAGCUUGGAGACAGCAGCAGCCGGUCCAAACACAGCUCGAGAAGGGCUGCGGCACAACUUAGACACACUCGCAGAAAGCCUGGCUCACUCGUGCUCACACACGGGGGCUGUUGAGAUUUUCCUGUUGCCCUUUCCCAAAUGUCACACGUGCUCCUGGGAAAAUGACAACUUUGAUUUUCUGAAUGACCUUCUUGCCUGUGAGUUCAACGAGGAUUCUCCUCCAGACUGCUUCUACAAAUUAGAAACGGACGAGGACAUUGAAAGCACCAUAAAUGAGUAUGAGGUUGAAGAACGUGAGACAAACAAAGUGGAAUGUGUGUUUCAGAACCAUCGUGCAUCCACGGUGUCCACUUCCUCCAGGGACUCUGCAUUUUCCGGCAACUCUCUGUCCUCCAGCUGGUCUUUGGUCUCCACGCUGUCCGGGUCAUCAGGCGUCGAAACCGGCUUUAGUGAGGACGCAGAAGAAGGGCUGGACGGCCUGUCAAAGCCGAGAAAGAAACCGAAAAAGAAGUCCAAAUCCAUCUUAGGCGUGGAACGCUUCUCUUUGCUUUUCAAGUCUCCUCACAGCCCGUCUAGCUGUCGCCGUGUCAGGAGCAUGGGUUUCCGAGGUGACUCUAUCAAAGACUUCUCAACCAUGAGAUCACAAGUUAAACAAUCCAGUCAGGUUCACCCACCAGAUGAACCCUCUGCUUUUACUGCCCUGGACUCCCUGACACCUCAGAAACACCUGUGCGUCCGCAGGAGGCCAAUCCUGAGCUGUGACGAGGGCGAAGUGGUGGAAGUGGUAACUGUGGUGAGAGUGGUGGUAUUCGGAGGUGACAAAGAGGCCGGAAGGCUGGCGAGAGCGUACAGUGACCUGCAGCAGAAAGACAGCCAGUGUGCUCGACUCAUCAAGACGUGCAAACUGCAGUUCUACUUUGUCCCCACCAAAAGGAGAAGACGGCCAACAGGAGUGACUACACCAGCUGAUGGGCAGAUAGCAAGCUCAGCUAAAGCAGCUCCCUCUGUGGACAUGAGCAGCGUUACACUGGAGGACGGUACAACAGACAUAGCCCACAUGUUGGGGAUGAUGGAUCCGUGGUACGAACGGAACGUUUUCAGUCUGCUCAGCGUGUCCUCCAACUUCCUCAAUCAGACCGCCUGUAAGGAGGACGGUGACUCGGAGACCAGAGGCAGCAUGGAGCGCCUCUCCCUGCUGGCUGAUUUGGUGCUUUAUUACUGUAGACAUGCAGAGGAGCCAGUUCUGGUGCAGCUCUACCAGGCUGAGCUGACGCUGGCUGGAGGAGAGAAGAGAAGGGAGGUGUUUGUUCAUUCUCUGGAACUUGGACACACUGCUGGAAUGAGAGCAGUUAAGGCCAUGGGUGCUGCCAGCAAAAGGUUUGGUAUCGACGAGGAGCGGGGGGCCAUCCCUUUAACACUACAUGUUGACUACAACAAGGUGGCAGUAAGUGGGAGGAGCCAGUGGAGCCAGCAUGAGGUGGUUUGCACAUCCAUAAACCUUUACAAAGCCUGCAAGAGCCUUCAGCAGCUAGAUUCGAGAACUGAAAAUUUGAAGAUGACUAUGACAGAAGUUUUGAAGAGGCAAUGCGCCAAGUCUAAAAAGGGCUACAAACAGCACAUCAUGAUUACUGAAGUGAAGGUGGACAAGGUGCAUGUGAGCUGUGGAGGUGACGAGACGUUUGCUGUGUGCCUGGACCAGGAUGAGAGGAAGUUCAUCCAAAGUGUCACCAGGUGUGAGGUGUCUCUGUGCUGCAAACCAGGUGGCACUUCAGACUGGAGGUCCUAUAAACCAUUACCGGGUCAAAUCCAGCCACUCCACCCCUCUUACUGCUCCCUGCUCUGCCUCCCCAUCACCUCCUUCUCCACCUCAUGUUCCUGAUACACAUCCUGCUGCAAGGCUGAAUAAAACAUUUAGUGUAGUGAAUGUGAAGAAAUCAACUUCAGCGGGAACAAAGCAACAAAAAAGGCAUUUUCUGACAUGCAAAUAUUUAAUAAUAUCUACUGUCAUGGUAUGCCAUGUAAUUGUUCAAUUUUGAAAGAACAUACUGUGUCUCUGUCUUUGACACCUUCAACAUGGAUGUUUAGAUAUUUAGAGCAAGUGUGUGAUGGAUUUUGCUCUGUUUCCAUUCCCUCCAGCUCUAAACAGACUGACAGAUUUUAUUUAAAAAUAAAACCGGAUAAAUGUUGGUCCCUGCAGGGCUUUGAGAGACAGUUAGUCACUCAACCGUUGGUAUGGUAACGGCACAAAAAUUCUUACUUGAUCACUCUAGUGUACAGUCUGCAGAGCAGUGACAGAAGAUAGAACAACUUUCUAAUAAACAAGAGUAUUUAUUUAAAAGUAAAGACAUGCUAGUAUUAGGAAUUGUGUUAUUGUGUGAUGAUUUUUUAUGUCACAUGCAGUAAUGGUUAUAAUAAAAACAUUUCAAU